GCCUUCCGCUCUCUCAGCAAGUUUGUGUGAGCCAGCCUGAGAUAGCGUUCAUAGAAAGGCUAAAGUUUAUCCAGAGGUAUAGGUGUGAGCAAUGGUGUCCCGGUGUGAUCCAUGCAGGAUAGAGCACCUAAAUAACAAGCGAAUCACCGGCGGCGGAGCCGAACGUUAACCAGCGAUCAACAGGACGCUCGCUCCGGUCUAUCCCGACAGACAGCAGCGAGGUUUGGUUGAGCUCGGAUCCCAAACAGCUCACACACAGGUGGGACAGACAGACGGCUAUUUGAAGUUAACGAAAAGAGUCUGGCUCCGCCUCCUCUCCAUAUGAUAUGACAUCACUCUGCGGUUACCACAGAAACCAGGGCUCCACUGCAGACGGUUGACAGCCAAGCAGGUGGUGCAAUGGCUGCCCAGGUUGAGGUAGAUGCUGGGCGGCCAUGUGUGGUUGGGAGUCGUCUGCACCUUAGCCCCCUUAUAGACUCUAGCAACAAGAGCUUGAUGGAGAGUUCAGGUGGCACCCAGGGGUCACUUAUUUUUUCCUCUGAGCCUAACAAACCAGUUCCAGGCCCCAAGCCUAGACUCACUCCAAAACCUUUCACUGUGGAGAAAAACCCUACUAUACGCCCCAUUCUUGCUCCCAAACCACAGCCAAAACCAAAACCUGAAUCCAGUCAACCAGUUUCCUCCAAACCAGACCUGCCCAGCACACCUAAACCACAACCAGCCAGUAAACCCAGUCUACCAUCUGCCUAUAAAACGGGCCUGAAGCCCAGCGGACAAACAAACAAACCUGUGACACAACCCUUUAAACCAGCACCUACUGAUUCCAACAAAUUUAGAACAACCCAAACCACUGAUGUGCUGAGAAGAACAAGCUUUGGAGCCACAACAGCUCGACCCAAAACUGAUGUUCAGGCCUCCACUUCUGGUGCCGAAUGGCCUUUUGCUUCUCGGAAAAAACAACCCGGCCCUUCGAUCACUCGUGCUAAAUCAAUGGGCUUCCUUUCAGAGAUUGGACUGAAUAAUGAGGACGCUAAAGAGGAUUCUGGUGCCAAGGAUGAGUGUCCUCCCACUGUUCUUCGCUCCCAAUCUAAAGGUUCAAGACCCAGACCGGUUUCAGCUGUGUUCCUACAAAACCCUGCUAAGUCUGAGCCUCAGGUUGUAACCCCUACACCUGCUCCUCGUUGGGCAAAAGGACGACCACUUUCAUCUGACCUUACCUCAAAGUUUGAGUCAAUUGGGCUGUCUCUAAACCGGCGACCUGCCAGGGAGGACGGCAAAGAAAACACUCCUGAAAAGCCAAAGAGUGUUGGAGCUGUGACUCAAGAGAAAGAACAAGGUGCUGAAAAGGUAGAAGGGCCAAAUAAGCCCUCUGUGCUUGAGAAAAGGACUCAAAAGGUUGAAUCGAAAGAGGAGGACUCCAAGACAGACUCUAAACCUGAGGAUACAGGAGGUAGCAGUAUAAAAAGACGCAUCAGCCUGCUCAUGGACUCUUCCUCGUCCUUCUCAGUGGCGCGUGGGGAUACUCCAGGGACUGAGCCUCGCUCACCUGUCUCUGAUACUGACGGAGCAGUGGGGGUGAAACAGCGAAUCAAAGAACUGUCUGAAGAAGUGCCUACUACGCUGUCACCACCCCAGAAGCCACAGUAUAAGCCACGUACCCUAAUAUCUGACCGCACUAAAAGAUUUGAGGCAGAGCUUGAAAGCCAUAGUUCCCAUGAGCCCAAAGGCCCCCACCAGGUUGAAGAAGACCUUAGCAAAAAGUUUGAUUACUCCACGACUGAAGGACAGUUCACCAAACAGGAGGACAGGAAUGCAUCAUCACUUGGAGUGCAAGACUUGCCUAUCAGCAAUAGGGACGGAGUGCAAACAGUACGAGCGUCUAUGUUUGAGCAUGUGGUGGAGAGGCAUAAUGUUCAAGUGAUGGAGGAUAACAUUUCACAAGAACCAAGAGCACAGCAGGAAAGCACAAUUAAGCCCAUGCCCAGGCGAAACCACUCUUUGCGUAUUCUAGAUAACUCCUUUAAAGCUCCUGAAGAUGAUGAUUCUGUUAGUUUGGUCAAAGCAACCUAUAGAGAACAAGUUUCUCCUUCCAGCCCUGUACGUGUGGAGCAUGUCUUUGACACUGUGUCUUUGUUCGGAGAGAACCGUGCUGUUAGUGAGGUUUUGCCACCCGCUUCCCUUGAGGACAAAGCUCAUACACUGCGUUCUCGGCGAUCAGCUCCUCACGGUAAAGAGGACAGACCUACCCAUGAGAUAAGUAACAUGCUAACGGAUGAAGCAACCACUCCACGUUACCUCAGAGUGGGGGCCUUGCAGAAAUGGACUAUCACAGAGGCAGGCAGAGAGAUUGAAUCUCAGAUGGAGCAACAGAAAGAGAUAUUGAGAAAUAUGGAAGAAGAGAUACAGAGGCAGAUGCAAUUGCACAUGACUGCAGCAGCAGCAUUGGAGGAAGAGGACAGUGAGAGCGAAGCAGAAUGGAAGAAACAGUCAGAAGCACAAAGAGACAGGGAGAGGGAACGAGAAGAAGUUGCAGCACCCAAACGGCCUAAGAUGCUAGAAGCCGAAGAACAAAUGAACAAACCUAGAGCCACUUACUUUGCUCUGACUGGUCAGAUUCAAGAGCCUGUGCAUCAAGGUGAGAGAGUGGAUGAGGAAGCAAUCUUUGGGAGAGUUAAACGAGGUAUGGUGGGUGGAGAGGACAGAGGGAUGAAGGAGGUUCCAUUUGAUGAUUUCACUGUUAGAGCAGCGCAGUGGGGCCCUCAGAAUCCACCUGCUCCAUUUAGAAGAAAUCCUUCAUUGGAUGCUGCAAUGCAUAGAGAUUUGCAAGAGGAACUGCAAAAAAAUGACACUGGACCAAGAACAGAUCACAGAUUACAAGAAAGGGAACGGCAAAAGGCAGUCAGGGAGGAGAUGGAAAUAGAGAGACAAAGACUAGCAGAGUUUGAUAAGAAGAUGGAAUUGGAAAGGCAGCGAGAAUUAAAGAAACAGAGAGAUUUGGAGAUUGAGAAACAAAAAAUUGAAAGGGAGAAAAGGAGAGAUGCUGAGAUACAGAAAGAAAAAGAGAGACAAGAGUUGGAAAGACAGAGGGAGUUGGAGAGACAAAGGGAAAUGGAACGACAGAAGCGAGAAAAGGAGCGACAGAAACAAAUUGAAUAUGAGCGAAUGAAGGCUGCAGAAAGAGAACUAGAACAGCAGAGAGAGUUUGAGAGGCAACGACAAAAAGAGUUUGAGCGAGAGAAAGAGAGAAUGCUUGACCAAGAGAGGCUUAGGCUCAGAGAAUUUGAAAAACAGAAGGAGAUGGAGAGAGAAAGAGAGAGACAGCUGGAGUUGGAGAGACAAAGGGAAAUUGAAAGACGAAAGCAGAGAGAACUUGAAAAACAAAGAGAAAAGGAGAGGCUAAAGGAAUUAGAAAGACAGCGAGAAGUGGAGAGGCAACGAGAGUUGGAGAAAGAGAGGGAAAGACAGAGACAGUUGGAAAGGCAGAGAGAAUUGGACAGGCAAAGGGAACUUGAGAGGCAACAAGAGUUGGAGAGACAACAGGAAAUUGAAAGACAGAGGGAGAAUGAAAGGCAGAAAGAACUGGAAAGACAGAAGCAGAGAGAGCUGGAGAUUGAGAGAUGGAAGCGACAGAAAGCAGAGGAGAGAGAGGUCAAGAAAGAGCUGGAAGAACUCGAAAGGAUCAAGGAGAUUGAGAGACGACAGCUUCUUGAUUUUGAGUCGCAGAGACAGCGGGAAAGGCAAGAGCAAGUGAAACAGAGAUCGAAAAAAGAACGAGAAGAGAGACAACAUCAGCAAGGAGCAGAACGACAUCGGAUGGAGACCGAGCCAGAGAAGUCUCUACCUACAUCUCCACUUCGGCCCAAAGUUCUAGAUCUGGAUGCGGUGUCUCUUGGUUUGAAGACUGGUCGAGACAGCCGUGACAAUAGCCCCACAGCCCGAUGGAAGCAGCCCUCACUUCGUCCUGAUGAGCUUUACAAACCUGGCAUCUUAGACAUUGAUUCAUUCAGGAGUCAAACCCAACCUGAUGCCUUUCCUUUAACCGGAUUAGGAGGUUUAGAGUCAGGAGGUGUUGGUUCAGUGAUUCAUGCUCGUCCACAGGCCACACAACCAAAUGUUCUCCAACCCCAAACAACAUCUCAAGUUCAGUCUCCUUCUCAGUCCCAGUUUUACCCUCAGUCCCAGGCUUACUUCCAGCCCACCCCAACAGAACGUAUGAGAACUCAACUCCCGCCACCUCUGCAACCUCAAAUUCUGCAUCAAUCCCAACCUCAUUCACUGCCAUUUGCUACAGAAAGAUCUAGGCCACAAACCCACUCGUUGACUGAGACUUCAGAUUGGCCCUUUCCCAUUUCAUCUUUGCCCCAUUCGCAAACUAAUGCUUGGGGACAUACUCAAACAGAGUUGGCUGUAGAUGAGCCCCUUUGGGUAUCCUCCAUGGAAGGAUCCAGAAGGCCAAUUAGCACCAGACCUGGUGGCCUUGAUCAGCAACUCUUCCGUCAUGAGGAUAGAGGUUUAAGUAACAUUUUGACACCCAGUUCAACCUCUUCCAUGAGUCCCAUCUUUGCUCCUGUACAGCAUCCCACAGUCGCACCACCCAUGGUUCCAAUUCAAACUUCUGUGCCGACUGCACAACCAGGUUUUGGACAAAUUCAAACUCAUGUGCCGACUGCACAACCAGGUUUUGGACCAAUUCAAACUCCUGCACCAACUGCGCAACUAGGUUUUGGACCCAUUCAAACUUCUGUGCCGACUGCACAACCAGGUUUUGGACCAAUUCAAACUCCUGCGCUGACUGCGCAACCAGGUUUUGGGCCAAUUCAAACUCCUGCGCCAACUGCGCAACCGAGUUUUGGACCAAUUCAAACACCUGCGUUGACUGCGCAACCAACCUCUGUAGCUUCUAUACUGACCCCGGAGAGAUCCUGGACCUCAGCACCUUUGAAUGUGGGGUCAAGUGGAGGUUUGGUUCCUUCUCUCACAACACCAUUAGCUAAGAAAGAGACUUCAGUGCCCCCUAGUCAGAUUGCAACCACCUCUGUCACCGAUCCUAUAUGGACUCCAAAUUGGGAGCUGGCAUCCCAGGGACAGAGAGAGAACCGUACCUCACACAGGGACAAAGUACAGCAGAAACGUUCAAGGAGUAUGUGUCGAAGAUCUACCCCCACGGAAAGCUCUGCUGAUGGCCCGUCUACCCAUGUGAGAACUCGCAGAAGUCGCAGUGCACACAAAGAAAGAAGUGGAGAGAGCUCGGAGCUGGUAAAGCAGUGUGUUGGUGGACCGGGGGGAGAACAAAGACACGGACAAUCUGGUGCAGGAGACCGACAGUCAGUACGGCACAUGGGAGACUGGACUUCGCACAGAUGACAGCCUCACUCCAGCUACACCAUCUUCUGAUGACAACCUCACCCCGUCUCCACGGAAGCCCACCCCACCCCACACGACCGAACAACCACUUCUCAUCGACACAACAGAUGGCUCGACCACGUCUCCUCAAAAGCAGAC
Messenger RNA from Labeo rohita (rohu), 5502 nucleotides. Its product is annotated as calponin homology domain-containing protein DDB_G0272472. The record is from RefSeq and is a predicted model, not a curated record. The transcript is spliced from 8 exons. The coding region runs from base 400 to 5364 and encodes 1654 amino acids. Lineage: Eukaryota; Metazoa; Chordata; Actinopteri; Cypriniformes; Cyprinidae.